AUGCAGUUCGCUUUAGUCUCGAUUCUUUUCGCCCUUGGCGUCUACGCCAAGAAUGGAUUUCCCGACGGCCCAGACUGCGUCUCACUAGGCAAAGGGAGUGACGGUUUAGAAAUUUUUCGUGACAAUGACGGCUGCUGUCUUCUCCCUGCCCGUUGCGGUAAUGAAGCCGGCGUUAACUGCCGUCGCGAGAACGAGGGUCCCAAUGGUCUACCGAUCAAUACAAAAAGGGUUAACUUCAAAAUUCGUCAUACAAAACAUGAUGACUCCGAUGCCUACCCUAGGAUAAGAGAUAGACCUUUGUAUUACAAACAGUUGACUGGAUGGACGUCACUUUCAUCCCUUCACAAGCUGAAGGACUGCGUCGACAAUCUCUUCAGCCGCAGUAGCGAGAAACGCACGACGCGCCUUCUCAACUAUGACUACCCUGUUGAUCGCCCCUACAGCUGCAUACGUCUCCUGUCCCGUUCGGGGCACAACACGAUCAGCCCCACACACAACGUAACCAGCCUUGUUGUCUUUAUGUCGGAAGAGACAGUACUUGUGGUUGCGCGUGUCUUCGGAUGA
This is a messenger RNA of Fusarium venenatum, 564 nucleotides long. The record is from RefSeq and is a predicted model, not a curated record. NCBI's taxonomy places the organism in Eukaryota, Fungi, Ascomycota, Sordariomycetes, Hypocreales, Nectriaceae.